Molecule: messenger RNA, 7280 nt
Organism: Lagopus leucura (white-tailed ptarmigan)
Lineage: Eukaryota; Metazoa; Chordata; Aves; Galliformes; Phasianidae
Gene: ZC3H12B
Product: zinc finger CCCH-type containing 12B
Exons: 6
Coding region: 250-2757 (835 amino acids)
Cellular component (GO): cytoplasmic ribonucleoprotein granule; nucleus
Molecular function (GO): metal ion binding; RNA endonuclease activity; mRNA binding
Source: RefSeq, a predicted model, not a curated record
CCGAGCCCCGCCAUCCCUCGCCUUUCCGCCGCCAGAUUCAGCGAGGAGCCACGGGCGGCGUCUGCAGCGACAACAGCGGGAUCUUCAUGUUGGUGUUGUUUAUGCCAGAACAUAACAAGCAAGGCAAAUUUGCUCCAGUCUUGUGUCAUCUUUGUGUAACUAGCAAACACAAUGCAAUUGAGUAUGAAAUUCAGGUGACUUUGGAAAUGAAGAAAAAGUUCUGAGCUCUCUGACUGGAAGCUGAACGUGAUGACGGCCUGGUCUAUGGUAGGGAAACUGAAAAUGGAGAAGAGGCACUCCAGAGAAGAGAGAAAUGUGGAACAAGAUGCUGGGGAAUGCAGCGCUGAAUCUGAGGAAUGGACGAGCUCAGAAAGCGAACCUGAGCAACCGUACUUCCGAAGCAGCUGUAGCAAUAUUCCAUGGAGAGAAAAAGAGGCUUCCACUAAACCACAUCGGCCACUCUGUCGCUCCCCAUGCUUGGAUCGCCCAAGUUUUUCACAGAGCAGUAUCACACAAGACUUGAAACUAGAGGAAUGCAAAACAAAUUUGGACAAGGAAUACCAAGCUAAAAUGGAUUUUGCUUUAAAGCUUGGGUAUGCAGGAGAUCAGAUCCAGGCUGUACUGAAUAAACUGGGAGCAGAUGCGCUCAUCAAUGAUGUUCUGGCAGAACUUGUGAGACUUGGUAACAAAAGUGAAUCAGAGGGACAGAACAGCAGUACCACUAAUACUCUGGUGCCAAGAGGUCCUUGCCCAAAGGAAAUAGCAAGCCCUGAAUUGUCACUUGAAGAUGAAGUUGUGGAUAACAGUGAUAACUUGAGGCCAAUUGUCAUUGAUGGAAGCAAUGUGGCUAUGAGCCAUGGAAAUAAAGAAGGAUUUUCCUGUCGGGGAAUUCAACUAGCUGUUGAUUGGUUUCUGGAAAAAGGACAUAAAGAUAUCACCGUGUUUGUACCUGCAUGGAGAAAAGAACAGUCUAGACCAGAUGCACCAAUUACAGAUCAAGAAAUCUUACGGAAAUUGGAGAAAGAAAAAAUUCUUGUUUUCACCCCAUCUCGAAGAGUUCAGGGGAGAAGAGUAGUUUGCUAUGAUGAUCGAUUCAUAGUAAAGCUUGCUUUUGACUCAGAUGGCAUAAUUGUAUCAAAUGACAACUAUCGAGAUCUUCAAAAUGAAAAACCAGAAUGGAAGAAGUUCAUAGAGGAGCGUCUGUUAAUGUAUUCUUUUGUGAAUGAUAAAUUUAUGCCUCCUGAUGAUCCUCUAGGACGCCAUGGUCCAAGCCUUGAAAAUUUCUUAAGGAAAAGGCCAGUUAUUCCUGAACAUAAAAAACAACCGUGUCCUUAUGGUAAAAAGUGCACCUAUGGGCACAAAUGUAAAUAUUACCACCCAGAACGGGCAAACCAGCCUCAAAGGUCAGUAGCGGAUGAGCUUCGAAUAAGUGCCAAAUUAUCUGCUGUGAAAACAAUGAGUGAGGGAGCCUUGGCUAAGUGUGGCACAGGGCCCUCCAGCUCCAAAGGAGAGAUCAGUUCUGAAGUGAAACGCAUUGCCCCAAAGCGUCAGUCAGAUCCAAGCAUUAGAUCAGUAGCUGUGGAGCCUGAGGAAAAGUUAACAGUAGUCCGGAAGUCCGAGGCCAACUCUGUCCCAUCUCUGGUUUCUGCAUUAAGUGUACCAACGCUCCCUCCACCAAAAAGCCAUGCAGCUGGUGCAUUAAAUACUCGAUCUGCAAGCAGUCCAGUGCCAGGUUCCUCACAGUUCACGCAUCAGAAAUCCUCACUGGAACACAUGUCCAGUGUGCAAUAUCCUCCAAUAUUAGUCACCAACAGCCAUGGCACCUCAGUUAGUUACACUGACCAGUAUCCCAAAUAUGAAUCGUUAGGGGACCAUGGCUAUUAUUCCUUACUCAGUGAUUUCUCCAACUUGAGCAUAAGUAGUAUGCAUAACACAGAUUAUUACGGGGCUGAUAUGGACCAGGGGAUGUAUUCUAGAAACUCAAGCCCCUGUCCUGACAAUUGCUUAAGCCAUACAAGUAAUGAUUCUUAUUCCUCUUACAAUGACUUAUAUCUGGGUGUAGCAGAUGCCAGUCCAGAAGAUAAUGUGAAGAUCCACAGACUGACAUCGCAAAAUCGUCUUCAGCCUUUUCCCCAUGGUUACCAUGAAGCCUUAAAUAGAGUUCAGAGUUUUGGAACUGAAGAGCCUAAACAAUCCCUUCGCAAACAGUCUGUUUCCCACUUAGGCCUGCAUGCCCAGCAUCCAGUUGUUGGGGCACGGUCCAGUUGUCCAGGAGAAUACCCUGUGCCUCAAAAUAUUCAUCCAUCAACUGCACAAUCAAGCCGUGCCUUGGUCAUGACAAGAAUGGACAGUAUUUCUGACUCACGGCUUUAUGAAAGUAAUCCUACAAGGCAGAGGAGACCACCUCUGUGUCGAGAGCAGCAUGCUAGUUGGGAUCCGUUACCGUGUGCAACAGAUUCUUAUACUUAUCAUUCAUAUCCAUUGAGUAACAACCUCAUGCAGCCAUGUUAUGAACCUGUAAUGGUAAGAAGCAUGCCGGAGAAGAUGGAACAGCUGUGGAGGAAUCCAUGGAUUGGGAUAUGUGGUGAGCCACGGGAGCCACAUGUUAUCCCAGAGCAUCAGUAUCAAACAUACAAGAAUCUCUGCAAUAUUUUCCCGCCAAGCAUUGUCCUUUCUGUGAUGGAAAAGAAUCCCCACAUGACAGAUGCACAACAGCUGGCAGCUAUGAUUGUUGCCAAAUUAAGAACAGGGCGUUGAAAUAUUAUAACCUCUUUUGUAUAAAUGAGACUAUACAGCACAUAGGAACUGGUAGAAAAAUUAUAUAAAGAAGGAAGUAGGCAAAUCUAUUGUAAAUAUUUUCUAAUAAGGUAGGAUAAACUUCUGUACACAGUAGUUGUUGUAUAUGUAUUGAGGCACUAUUUAAGAGUUGACUGUAUUGUAAAUUUUAAGAUUUUAAAAAUAGAGAUUUUUAAUAGUAUUUUACAGGAAGUGCAUACCUUGCUGCAUGGAUAGUUCAUGAAGAACUACAAUGUCACAUUCAGUGUCUCAAAGCUUUUAAUACAAAAUUAUUAUUAGCGGUUAUAUUGCAUGUAUUAAUGUACACUUUCAAUUUGAUUAUAAAUACCUAAUUGGCCUUUCAAAGCAUGCUGUAUACAAUCCCGGAUGACUUCUAGGGUUUCAGCUUUGCCAUUUGAUGCCGCCUAUUGGUACCUCAAAUAUUGAAGAAAAAUAACUUGACAAAAAUGAUUCAAUUUCUAAGACGCUGAAUCUCUUUCAGCUUUUGGAUGUUAAUAUUGUUGGUAUUUCUUAAAUUUCAAAACUGUUCCCCAUGAGUUUAUUACUGUUACUCCAGUCCAACAGAAGCCAAAUGCUUCAUUAAAUUAGGACCAAAACAUUAAGGAAUAUGAAGGCAUGAUAAAACUAAAAUAUGUUUUAACUGUAGCUUCCCUCUUCAGAAUUCAGAAUCAUCUGCUGCUCCAGAUGAUUAGAAAAGAUGAAAGAAAAUUGUCAGUUGUGUAUGAAUUGGAUUACUCAGACUCCAAUAGCAGGAUCUGAAAGUUAAUGCAGAAACUCAUCUGUAUCUACAGCCCUUCUGUGGGCAAGGAUGGCAUUUAACAUGCAAAACGGCCAUAGAAGAUCAACCUGUGAAAGGAGUGGGAGUGGCUGUUCCUUGAAAAGAGAUGCUACAGUUCAGGUUUGUGGCAAAGCUUGCUUGGUUUUGCUCUUCAGAUCCAUGCAGAGGUGUGCAUUUGCCUCAUGACCGUUUCUAAAAUUUCUGUUUAAACAAGUGAGAAGAUUUUGUGUGGCAUUGUUUGCUCAACUGGUAUUUUGCUCAGGGUGGGAACCUUUGUAGCUAAAUGUCUCCAAAAGAGGCGUUUCUUGUUUUUUAAGCUGCACUGACUGAACGCCCUUUUUUGACUCCAUUGUAUAUUUCAACAUUUUGAACCAUUACUAACUCGAUAUGUCUCGAGCUAGAACUUAAUGACUUCUACUGUAGUUUUUUUCAUGAAAGCUGAGAAGGCCUAGUUUAUGGCCUUUUGUUUCUUCAUGAGAAGGUGUGACACUGCCUAAAUGUUUCUUACUGUGAAACACACGGAAUGCGAGGCUGCAGUCAGGGUUGUUUCUGGUGUUUUGAUAACGGCUUGCAUGCUGCUUUCUCACUCUCUGUUUGUCUAAGGAACAAAACAUCAUCAUUUCCAUAUCUGCAUUACUGUAUAAAUGAUUGGUUUGAUUCACAAUAUUGUUCAGUCUAUUUAUCAUGGGCAAAACGUAUUCCUGCAGGUCAAAAGCAACAAAGAAAACCAUUAUAGGUGCAAUGACAGUUAAUGUACUGAUAAUAACCACAUCAUUUCACACAUGACAAAUAUUCUUCUGUUGGUACAAGGAACAUAUAUAAUGGCCACAUCAUUACAUAUUUGAGUUAACUUGAAGGUGAUUUGAGUUUACACUCAGUGUUUAAAAAUAACUAUGUUUUAACUAGCUGUCACAGUUAUUGUCACUGUUAAUAGUAAAUCUCUGGAUACCUACAGUAACUGGAGGAAACAGAUUGAACUCUUGACCAGUAUCCAAAAACAUUUCUUACUAACCACCAUUUUAGAUUUUUAAUUUGCAAUUAAUUCUUAUUCUCUUCUCUUGCAUGGUAUUAAGCAGCUGAGAGCAAUGCCUCAAAUAACCAGAAAUGACCUUUUGUUUGUUGAUACAAAUUGUAUCUCUUUUUCUUGAUUGUAUAAAAACUGUUUAAAAAAAAAAAAAAAAAACACACCAAAAAACCUAACAACCCAUAAACCUCUAGAUUAACUUCAGUAUUACAUGUUCACCACCAUGUUUGUGACACCAUGUGUCACACAGAAGUAGCCCAUGAGUAAUUAUGAUUUUCUGUUAUUUAAAAUGGGCACUUAUAGUUUAUAGAUGAGCAAGACAACUUCUCAGAACUGGUUUAUUAUGUGCACAGAUACUGUGUGUACACCUCAAAGCAUUACAUGGUUAUCUUUAGUCUAUUAAGCAGAUUCAUCCUUGCACUAAACCUUAUGUAAAAAUGUUGCUGUUAACUCAUCUGCAUGUGUUUAAAAUAGUAACAAUAUAAUUACUAUAGACCUUGCUUUAUUCUAAACACAUUAAUUUAUAAUUUAUGUAGGCUUAAAAUGAAGUUUAUUUUGCACUCACAUUUUCCAUCUUGCAUGGAAUUAAAUAUUUGUAUGUAAAAACACGUUUGUCCCCUUUUUCUCCCACUAUAAAGGUAAGCUAUCUUAAGAGGGCUUGGUGGGUGUUUUUGAUAUUUUAAUGUGUAGAAGCCUGAGCAGAAGUUACUGUGUGAAGCUGUGCGUGAUUUAUGGACAGUCAUUCUUGUAGGACUCGUCAACUUGUUUUCAUGUUCACGAUCUUUGUCUUACUGACAAGAAAAAGGAAUUAUUCCAAACAGAAAGGCUAUGGUACUGCAAACACAGCAUGCCAUUUCUGUAAGGCACUCUGAAAGCUAAUUGUCUUUUUAUAAAAAGCUAUUUGCAUCCAUCCUAUGCAGAGUUACUGAAUGGGCAGUGUAGCCUUGUGGAAAUAAUUUGCAAACGUUGUGCUUGUUUAGUCCACCUUAGAGGAAAUGAAGCUUUUAUUCGUGAUGUAGUCUUUCCUAACCCACCAGUUAAGUGACAAUUCCAAUAUCUGCAUCUGUUCUCAGAUAUGUUUACAAGCCAAUUCAAAACACUGACUUAAUCUUCAGCGCAAAAGCUUAGAUUUCUUCUUACAUGGAAGAGUUGAUCUUAUUAACACAUGAUCAUAACUGUCUAUAUUGUAAAUAUAAGACUCUGUAUAAAUGCUCUGAGAGCAUGGUAUUUAGAUGUUUUUAAAACUGUAAGUAAGCAGUUCUAGAAACUAUAUUUUAAUAAAAUCCAAAAGAUUCUAGCUGAGGAACUGCAGAAAGAAAAAAGCGCUAAGAUGAAAUCGUGCAAGGAAACAGCAUACAGCAGCAGAGCCAGUGCUUACUCUAGGCAUUCUGAAUAACUGAUCUUUAGUCUUCAGCUGUACUACUUUCACAUAAUUUAUCACUUAAGAGUGCAUAAUAUUAAAUUCUUGAUUCAAAACUGAAAUGCUUUAUUGGAAGUCAGCCUAAUUUUGUGUGUUUUUGUAAUAAUUACAUGUUAGUAAUAUAUUAAGUUGUACAUAUAGAACAUUUGACUACUGUUAGUCCUGUUGUUGUCUUAUUGAGCUACAGUAGUGGGCUUUAUCCGUUUGUAGAAUUAAACGUUACUGUUUAAUUGUUGUAAAAUUUUAUAAAUCUCUUUGGGUUAUUUUGGUUGACCCAAAUAUAAUGUAAGUCUCAAUGACAAAAUGAGUGAAAAAUGGAUGUUAAGCCAAUAUGUGGUAUUUAAAAAACACUGUAGUAAGUGUGCAAACGCUCUAGAUGCUGCUGCAUGGAUAUCAUUCACUAGCAUGAGUCUGUUUAGCUUUUUGUAAAAAUCUUUUAAAUUUAAACUCUUAAAAAAUAUUAAGUGGGUAUAUGGUUGCUUAGGCCAAGCAGAAGAAUCCUCAUUAAAUACAACAAAAAACAAAGUAUCUGUUUAGGAACAGAUACUCUGAAUUUUGGCAUUUUGGAAUUCUUACUGGUAAAGCCAGAACCUGCAAAGAAUAAAUAUGAGCUGAUAAGCCUGUUUAAAACUUGGUUGGUUAGUGGUGUGCAUGCAUACCUGUGAUGUCCACCAAGCUACUAUCAGGAACAUUCAAGGGAACACGUUUUGAGUGCAGUCAUUCUAAAAAUUCCAUGCUAAAAAGAAGGUAUGAGUUUCAUUUCUGUACCCAUUUGCCCCACAGAAAUACUGCUUUUUCUUGACUUGCCAAAAGUUAACGUGAAACAGUGGUAGCACCAGACUCCUAUUAGACAGAUCAUGAGAUCUGUCAUUAUUAGCGCUACGGUUCAGCAUUCAGCAUCAAUGCAGCUUUUAUGCACCCCUCCAUAGGAGGCUGUGUGACAGAGCCAUAGGAUUGCAAUGGUGUUCCUUGCAGUACUUAAACAGGAAAAAAUACAGGUUUGCUGUUACUUCAAUUACUCUCAUGCCAGUGUUUGCUUAGCCUUUGAAGAUCCAUUAUAUAGCCUCUAUGAUUUUGGUCUUUGGUAUUUUGAAGUUUGUAAACAUACUAAAAUUAUUGAGAGGAAUCCAAAACUAAUACAGUCUAUUACCUGUAGCCUCCCUGCUCUGUGUAGAAGGUUUGCACAGCUAUUUAAUACACAUGAAAUGUUAUACUUUAUAUUUACCUAUAUAAAACCUGCUUAUUUAAUAAAACUGAGAGCC